Alnus glutinosa is the source of this 1706-nucleotide messenger RNA. Its product is annotated as protein DETOXIFICATION 24-like. Gene Ontology annotation, cellular component: membrane. The record is from RefSeq and is a predicted model, not a curated record. Bases 161 to 1606 code for a protein of 481 amino acids. Gene Ontology annotation, biological process: xenobiotic detoxification by transmembrane export across the plasma membrane. Gene Ontology annotation, molecular function: xenobiotic transmembrane transporter activity; antiporter activity. NCBI's taxonomy places the organism in Eukaryota, Viridiplantae, Streptophyta, Magnoliopsida, Fagales, Betulaceae. The transcript is spliced from 10 exons.
GACCCAUCUGUUUAUAAACAAACAGGUUGCAUCCUCACUACUCUCUCUCUCUCUCUCUCUCUCUCUCUCUCGCUUGAUCCAAGAGAAGUUGGGUUCACUGAGAAGGCAUCUCUGCUCCCAACAGCAAGCUAUCUAUUCUCAGAAGGCCAAGAAUUGAAGAAUGGAGAGUAAUGGAGUGGAUCAGGAAAGGCUUCUUGGACUGGAAGCAGCAGAGCAGAGCGGUUUAAAGCAAAGGACCUGGGCGGAAUUAAAACUCAUGUGGAGGAUUGCAUUUCCUUCCAUAUUGGCUAGAGUGACUUCUUUUGGAAUGAUAGUGGUGACACAAAGUUUUAUUGGACAUGUUGGCGAACUCCAGCUUGCUUCUUAUGCACUCGUACAAAGUCUCAUUUUACGAUUCUCAAAUGGGAUACUGUUGGGCAUGUCAAGUGCGACAGAGACUUUAUGUGGCCAAGCAUUUGGAGCCGGACAGCACCACAUGAUGGGCAUUUACUUGCAAAGAUCAUGGAUAGUUGAUGUUGUUACAGCAACAAUUCUUGUCCCUCUCUUCGUCUUCACAACUCCCAUCUUUAGACUAUUUGGGGAGGAAGAAGAGAUAGCAGUAGCAUCUGGACCUAUAGCCUUAUGGAUGAUUUCUAUUCUCUACUCCUUUGUUUUUGCCUUGACUAUCCAGAUGUUCUUACAAGCCCAGCUGAAGAACAUGAUUGUCGGAAUUCUAUCUGCUUCCUCGUUUGCAAUUCAUUUACUCCUGUCGUGGCUAUUCGUGAACAUACUUGACUUGGGUGUUUCUGGUGCCAUGGGGGCUUACUGCAUUUCUAGUUGGUUGAUGGUCUUUGGAGAGUAUGUGUAUGUCUUCGGAGGUUGGUGCCCAAAUACGUGGAAAGGAUUCACGAAAGCUGCCUUCAAUGAUAUAUUACCUGUAAUAAAGCUCUCAAUAUCCUCUGGCGUCAUGCUUUGUUUAGAGCUGUGGUACAAUUCUGUCCUAGUUCUGUUCGCUGGAUAUUUGAAAAAUGCAACGGUGGCGAUCUCAGCUUUCUCCAUCUGCCUCAAUAUCUGUGCAUGGGAAUUUAUGAUAUGCCUCGGAUUCUUAGGUGCUGCAUGUGUGCGCGUAUCGAAUGAGCUCGGGAGAGGAAAUUCUACAGCUGCAAAAUUUGCCAUCAAAGUUAUCCUCUGUACAUCAAUUGGUAUCGGAUUGAUUUUUUUUGUCCUCUGUUUUUGUUUUGGGAAACAAAUUUCAUACAUUUUUACAAGCGAUGAAGAGAUUGCAGAAGAAGUUUCAAGUCUCUCUACUCUACUUGCUUUCUCAAUCUUACUAAAUAGUGUUCAGCCAGUACUUUCAGGUGUGGCUAUAGGUGCUGGUUUUCAAGGCACUGUUGCCCUUAUUAACAUUGGCUCCUACUAUGCUUUUGGCGUACCCGUGGCAUUGUUGCUCGGUUAUGUGGCCGAUCUUUCAGUAAAGGGCUUGUGGAUUGGGUUGUUAUCCGGAGUGCUGUUGCAAACAUUUGUGCUUUCCAUCGUGAUAUGGAGACUGGAUUGGGAUGACCAGGUUAAAAAGGCAUCCGAGCGUCUGAAUAGGUGGUUUCUGACUGAGCCAGAGGAUACCAAUUAGAGCUCCGACAUUCUACAUUUACUUGGAUAUUAUUCUUGCUCUCGGUGAUUACAGCAUAACUUCUAAGACAUGAGUUGAAGAUGCGGCAAAAUGUCGGGAU